Postia placenta MAD-698-R-SB12 is the source of this 2265-nucleotide messenger RNA. RefSeq lists its product as hypothetical. The coding region runs from base 1 to 2265 and encodes 754 amino acids. Gene Ontology annotation, molecular function: flavin adenine dinucleotide binding; monooxygenase activity. NCBI's taxonomy places the organism in Eukaryota, Fungi, Basidiomycota, Agaricomycetes, Polyporales, Adustoporiaceae. The transcript has 11 exons. The record is from RefSeq and is a predicted model, not a curated record.
AUGGAUCCGAAGACCAUCGCCGAGAACUGGUUGCACACGUUCGGGCUUGCCGCGUACAAAGGCGACGUCGCUGCGGUAGUGGAGACGUUUGCGCAAGACGGCUUUCUGCGCGACCUGCUCGUGUUCACAUGGGACCUCCGCACCCUCGCGGGUCACGACAAGAUCACGGCACACCUUGGGCCCACACUCGCCCCCGCACAUUUGUCUCACUUCGCUCUCGACAUCUCGCCUGCGCUCGCGCCGGAAUUCAUCACUGACGGACCGUUUGCAGGCGGCGUCGGUGCGGGGUUUGUGUUCGACAUGCCGCGCCGGCGAGGACAGGGCUAUGUGCGGCUAUUGCGGGACGCAAACGGGGAGGCGUGGCGGGCCGUCGCGGCCUGCGUACUGGUAGCGGGGCUGAAGGGACACGAGGAGCGCGGUCCGGAGCCAGGUGUAUAUGUCGCUGCUUUGUAUUUCGGUAUCCCGCCGAGGUGGAAGUCCGCUGACGCGCGGACAGUGGGGGCAGGACAGUCAGGACUCAAUGCCGCUGCGCGUCUGGAGCAACUGAGCGUGCCGACACUUGUUGUGGAGAAGGCUGCACGCGUGGGCGACCAGUGGCGAGCGCGGUAUCCAACGUUGUCUCUGCAUUCGAUCAGAAACUUCUCGCAUUUGGCGUACCAGGCGUUUCCGAGCACAUGGCCUGAGUUCGCGCCGCGCGACAAGAUGGCGGACUGGCUUGAGCAGUAUACCAUCACGCAGGACCUGUUCGUGUGGACGAGCUCGCACAUCAUGCCCGGUGCGCAGUACGACUCCGCCAGCCAGCGGUGGUCGGUCACCGUGAAUCGGAAUGGCACACAUGUCACGCUGCAGCCUGCACACAUCGUCUGCGCUAUCGGCAGCACGGGGCCGCCGCACAUCUCUGAAGUCGCGGACCAGGAUGUGUUCCGUGGGACGGUGAUGCACUCUGGUGCGUACGCGGGCGGGCAGCCGUUCGUGGGGCAGCACGCGGUGGUCGUCGGCGCAUGCCAGUCGUCGGCGGAUAUCUGCCAGGACCUCGCGUUCCGGGGCGCAGCGUCAGUGACGAUGGUGCAGCGCUCGUCGACGUGCGUUGUGGGCAUUAAAACGCCGACGGACGAGGAGCGCGCAUGGUACCCUGUGGGCGUGCCGACGGAGGCGGCGGACAUGAAGAACUUCUCCGUGCCGCUAAAACUGACGAGACGGGAGGCACUCAAGGCGAAUGCCGCAAAGUGGGAGAGGGAGCGCGCGGUGCAUGCGAAGCUGAAGAACAGCGGGCUGAAGCUGAAUAUGGGACGGGACGGGACUGGGCCGCUGUUCUUGGCAUACGAACGACUUGGAGAGAGCUCACGGGAUUUGCUCACAGGAUAUUGGUGGGACGUAGGCCUCGCUGACUAUAUCGAAUCCGGAAGAGUGGAGGUCAAGCAAGGCGUUGAGCCGAAGCGAUUCACGGCUGACGGAGUGACGUUCACUGACGACUCGACGUUGAAAGCGGACCUGGUUCUGUUCGCGACUGGUUGGUGUGAUGUGCGCGAAAGCCUCAAGGAGAUCUUUGGCAAUGAGUUCUGGUAUUGUAUGGGCGAUCUGGCGACUGUCCGAUUUGGUUCACGACAACUGACAUCACACAAUAAGCCUUUCAUAGUAGACGUCACGAACUACUACAUCAGUGUACAUACGUCUGCACGUUCUCAGGAUUGCAAGGAGGUUUAUGGUCACGAUAAUUUAACCGCUGUGGGCGUUGACCACUACCGUGAACGGGCUUCUCGACACAUCGAGUCCGUUCCCUCCGUCUACCAUGACGCGCGAACCGACAUCGCGGAGAGAGCGCUGAUGCAUGAAGAGCUCAACCGCCUUGAGAAAGAAGUGGCGGAUUUGCUCCACCAGCAGGCUUCCGCGUAUCAAAGCGUGAUGACAAUGCGUGCAGAGUUGUCUCUAGACGAUGCUGUGACUCAGGAAGCUGUGGGUGAUGGGUAUGCCACGUCGUAUGUCACUGCGGAAGGAAUUUGGGAGAAUGAAGCUGGUACUAAGUACACCGUCCAUCUCCCGCUUGUAGAAGACGGCACGGCUCCGCACGCCAAGAUCCGAAUGCCUCCCGAUGAGCAGCAGACAAUCACAGAACUUGCAGCUACGACAUUGUUUAAGAUUGUCUGGAUAUCAAAAGCCAUUGUCUUGCAGAGAAUUAUGGAGCUAGUCAGAAAGCAGAAAGCGAAUAAGGAAAUCCAGUGGAGAUUCAAUCUCAGCAUGGAGAUGGAGGACCAGAUGGCACGGUAA